ACCCCCCCAUCUAUAUCAAUGGUGCAUUAAAAUGUUGCACGUAAAAUGCAACAAUUCCACAACAACCCUGUCGUCUUGUCACCAGCUUAUUACUACGGAAAGAAGAAGAGUAAGCGCGUUGGCCGUCCCCCCGGGGGCCACUCCAACCUGGAGGGUGGAGUGAAGAGGAGAGGUAGGAGGAGGAAGAGGAGGAAGCAGCUCUUUGUCCAUAAGAAGAGACGCUCCUCAGCCUCGGUGGAUAACACGCCUGCUGGGUCUCCACAGGGCAGCGGCGACGAAGAAGAUCUGGAUGAAGAUGACUCCCUGAGUGACUCCGGCUCCGACCUGCAGGAUGAUUCUGAACAGUCGAUCGAGAAGUCUCAGCCCGCCACGCCGUGCCCCUCCCCCCCGGCAACACCCAGACCCACACGCCGGCGCAGGAAACCCCGCUCACCCUCGUUCUCCGAUGAUGAGAACCGCCCUCCUUCCCCAAAGACUUCAAAGAUUGAGGCUCCUCCGAAGUUGUGUUUAGACACCAGCCCGCUGGAGUGGAGCGUUACUGACGUGGUUCGCUUCAUCAGGACCACUGACUGUGCUCCUCUUGCUCGGAUUUUCUUGGAUCAGGAGAUUGACGGACAGGCACUUUUGCUGCUGAACCUCCCAACAGUGCAGGAGUGUAUGGACCUGAAGCUGGGACCGGCGAUCAAGCUGUGCCACCACAUUGAGAGGGUCAAGCUGGCGUUUUAUCAGCAGUUUGCCACGUAGCCGCCGGGGAAUGAGCAUGGACCUGACUGCAUACUGUUCUGUGUAUUCAAAAACUGUGAAAAACAGUUUUUUCCAAUUUUGACUUUUACAACACUGGAUGUCCUUUUACUAUCAUGAAUAUACUUUGUUGUGUUGGAAAGGAAUUAAGAGCUACUUUAAACCUCAAAAACGGUUUAGGCGCCCCUUAGGAAAGACACAGCAGGAAACUGAAAAACGGAAGCGAUUCAAGACACUUUGAUGUCUUAAUGAAUUUAAGUUAAAGCAUAUUUCGCAAAAACAAGGCAAGCCAUCAUCAAGGACUUACUUAGUUUUGAUCAAUUUUUUUUAACUUGUGUUUCUUCAGUGUCCCGAAUUGUACUCUUAUAUUUAUGUGGAUGACCAAGUGCCAGUGCUACAACUCAGCCUGUUUUGUCCAUUCUCCCUGACCUGCUGUCUGUACAAGGAAAUACCACUGAAUUACAGCUUUUACUUUUACCUGGAAUAUCUGUUAUCUGCGAUCACUUGGGUCCAAUUUGGUUGAAAAUACGUUCUAGUUGUUUUGGUGCAGAUAAGGCUCGAAGCAGGACAUGACAGAUCUCCUACAUUGAAGCGCUUCAACGCAAACCUUUUCACUAAAUCAAGACUAGUGCAAAUGCUGUAUCUUUAAGCCUUUUUUUAUGGUUUCUAGUUUAGACACAUUUUUAACAAAACUUUUAUCCCAAUAAUCAAGCAAAGAAAGAAAACGGUUUGCAUACAGGUGGAACCAGAAGUUUUGUAGGAUUAUUAGUUUUUUU
Molecule: messenger RNA, 1517 nt
Organism: Notothenia coriiceps (black rockcod)
Lineage: Eukaryota; Metazoa; Chordata; Actinopteri; Perciformes; Nototheniidae
Product: scm-like with four MBT domains protein 1
Exons: 4
Coding region: 46-744 (232 amino acids)
Biological process (GO): negative regulation of DNA-templated transcription
Cellular component (GO): nucleus
Molecular function (GO): histone binding; chromatin binding; transcription corepressor activity
Source: RefSeq, a predicted model, not a curated record